AUAUUGCAUUUUGUUGUGGUCCAUUUCGUGAACGGCGGCUAGAGCACUCAGCAAUUUGUUGUUGAUGAGGCUGGUCUUCAAACAGAAAGCUGCCCCACGGUUUUCUUUCAUAUUAGACUAGUCUCAUAGCCCGGAAAUGCCUCAAGUAUUUUUCAUACCGGUUUUGCUUCAUGCAUACUUUGCGCAAUCCCGCGACUCCUGCUUGCCCGCCAGUGCCCCCACUUGCCAGGAUGUUGUGCUUCCUCUCCUACCCAAUCUGUGGCAUGUACGCAGUACACUCCCUGUCUAUCAUGAGCGGUCGUGGUGGACACAGCUGACAUUCCAGUAGGUUGGUUGGCUGCGUCCUUUAGUGAGAGUCACAGUUGGAGAUGCCCAACCGAAAGACAAGACACUUGAAGAAUAACUUUGGGUCUCUCCCCCUGGGUGGAAUGUGGCUGAUCCCGCGUGGAUCAAAAAGAAUGUCGUUGCCUGUCUUCCAACCAGACUCUGCCGUGCGUGUAUCUCUCAUUCGAGAGCAUGAUGAGGAACGUAUGAGGUACACCCUGAGUCCAGGGCAAAAGAAUAAACGACUAUGGCGCCACAGAGAGUCUCAGCUGCUCUACCGUCUCCUCGUAGCUUUUUUUACCAUCUUUUCUCUGUUCCGUGCAUCGCCGUCUGCACAGCGAAUUGAAGAUGUUUUCGUCAUAGCAGUCAGGUUUCUACCCACCCUUGUGUCGGCUUGUGGUCCUCCAGAAUCAGUUGUCAGUGUGGAACAUGCCGCUACGGAUAACCCUCCUUUCCGGUCGGCGGCAAAGAGAGAUCCCCACCCAGACGGCCUGUCCAAUACUCCUGUCGCCUUGACUACUCUGUCAACAGCGCACGAAGCGACGCCGCCAUUUGCUGCAGCAAACCGUGGGUCCCCAAACAGCCGUGUCCCACUGCCAGAACAGAGCACCCACCGGCAGCAAUAUCCAACCCCACCUAUCUAUGCCUUCGCAAAGCAGUGGCUUUUUUCAGUGCCUCAGUCUCUGAGAGAGAAAGUGAUGACGCACUCUGUGACUUCAGCAAAAGGGCGCGUUGUCAGCGAGGGGCAGACCUCAUGGGAAAGGGCGGCCUUCCGCCGCCUUGCCACAGAACGCCUCUUGGUGAAAGAUCACGCCUUAUCAAAUGCUGGACGCUACCUUACACCUCUUCGAACUCUAUUUGAAACGGAGAACGGAACUGGUACUCAUGGUCGUUUGCCUCCACAGUCCGUGGUUGUGCUGGACCGUGCUGGAGGUUCACCUCUAGAUAUACUUGUCUCGCUCAUUGAUGAAGCAGACGGGGCAUACAUUGCGCCUGAGAGUGUAAUCGGGAAGUCACCCACACAUACUGAAACAACAUUUGAGCGGGCAGGAGGCCAACUGGGCAGCUCCACGUUAUUUGGUAGAAUCAUAACGCGAAUUGCACCCCUUCAUGCAAUCCCGGAUAAUGCCGCGUUGUAUGUUGAUCUUCGCACGUAUGCGGCGAGCGCAUGCGGUACACAGAAUUUAAAUGCAGACUUCAAACAACCAGACAGUCCAAAAGAGGAUUUACAGGAGGGAAGCAAGAAGAAAACAGAAUUCACCGUCAUGGAUUUUGACGAAUCUCAACAGUCUAGAGAUGGCAGCCGCCCUCCGGAAAGGCACACACUCACCGAGCCAGUACUGCAAAUCAUCUCUGUUGAUUGGCAGGCGUUUUCACAACGGCAGCGACCCGAAGGUCUGCCAGCUGUGGCAGGUUUUGAAGCAGUGGCGUUAGCUUCUGACUCGCAGCAAGUGACUAUCAAUGGACGGACGAGUUCAGUGGACAACGCGGAGCCUUCGAGCUCAGAUGACGGCAAAUCCGGGCGGGGAAACUCAAUAUUCCCCUGCGAUCCCAGCAACAAUGAAUGUCGAAACUCGUUUGUGCCCCUUGAGGCUGAGUCGCUAUCCAAAGGCAGUAAGGUUGAAGCAAAUGGUGUCGAAUUUCUGCCUCCGAACCCAACAGUCGCGUUGAAGCAGAGGGGGGACCACUCAAGAGGUGGUGGACUGUCGCCGGAGGUGAGUCAUUUCCUUUCGUCGGUCGCCUCGAAAUUCGCAAGUGCGGCGCGAGCGGCUGAGCAGGCAUCCCAGGCAGCCGUCAUCCGCGAAGGGAAUCCUUACCAUCCACAGGACGAGUCACACCGUGCGGCAAACAGCGGCGCGAGCAGGAACGCAGGAAUUCUGGAAGGUGCCGAUAUGGAAAUGAAGGCUCCAGAGAAGCACGGAGGAAUUGCGUUGAUGCGAUGCGUGCGCCGUCGAAAAAAUGAGUUGCAUGGAAGCGUUGUCAAUACAGACAUGAAAGCGGCAGAUGGUACUGAGAGUUGGUCUAUAAGCCCAUCCAAAGCGAGUGGAGAAGAGGCACAAGGCUCAGAUUUGGUCGAGAAAGAUCUGUUUCGCCUCGUUCCCAUACGGCUGGUUCCUGCGGUACCGGGCUGCAAAAGCCAGGUUCAAAUAAAAUGCCGUGAAGAGGUUGUUAAAGAUAGUGAACCAAACGCUACCGUUCCUAUCUCAGAGGGAGGCCUUAGGCCAGAGAGGGUACAAAAGAGUUUAAAUCUCUGUGAUGUAAAUCUUGCAUCCAGCAAACCUCUUGAACCUUCUCCCUGUACGGCGAUCAGCCCGCCGCGACAAGCAGUACUCCGGUGGGCGGCACCGGAAGCAAAAAGGUGGGCAGAGGGAAUGUUGUUGGCACACGGAAAACGGUUCAAUGCGCGUCCGUCUGUGCAAGCCACAACUACGUUCAGCCACUCUUCUCAUUAUGGUGAAAGUCAAACACAGAACGAGGAUGGCGAGCGAGAUGUAGCCAUUCCUGUUUGGGUCUUGGAAAUACCCGUGGACCAUAUUUUGGAUGUUCCAGAUCAAGAAGCAGCUCCGGGCUGCGUGCGGGAACAGGACAGUGCUCAGAAAAGAAAACACAGUCGAUUGCCGGGAAGGGCACUCUCCUCGUGUGGUAUCACGAGUGCGUUUUGGCACCCAUCGGUACAGAAGCUGAUGACGGUGCAACUGCAUCUCGACAGUCUACGACAGCAGUGCACAUUACACGCCAGCAGCUGUUGGGAAAAACAGUCAAAAACCCAAACCAGUUCCACAAUUGCAGCGGAAACGGGGCAAUCCAAAUACCCGUCGAACGGUGCCAGAGUUGGGGACGGAGACAAAACUCUCGCCUUUGCUGAAAUGAACGGUUCGGGCUUUUCUCAGAGAGCGGAGAGAAGGGUCAGUGGCGUUCCAGAAGCGACCUUGUCUCUUCUCUGGACAUCGCCAUCCAACAGAGAAACUCGGAAGCGGCUGCCAGCCGAAAAACAAGAUUCAGAAGAGAAUCGUGGAAACAGGGAAAGUGCCUUAUACAUCAUCGGCCAACCCUCGUCAAAUGUAGACAUGGACGACGAAGAGCAGCUGUGGGUAAAAUGUAGCACACAUUUGCCCGUUCUUUCGCAGAAAAAAAGCUUGAAUGGACCAUUGCAAACAUCAGCGUGUCACACUCACCCAAUUCCUGUUUUCCUGAAAGUCAACAUCUCGGAAAACAGGACUACGUGAGAUUGCACAGAAUGUUCGUGAGCUUAGAUGAACAUGCGUGGUCUAACAAAUGGUUCUCUGCACUACCCGCGUGAGGACACUGCGUACAUAGUAAUCAGCGAAACGUGAGUCAGUUGUAGUAUUGACGUGGAUUACGGUAGAUCGUGCGUUUUCACGAAAUGUGCAAUUUCCCAAAGUUUGAGUCCGGUCUCUUUCUGUUAUUCCGUUGAUCCGACGAUCGUACAACUCAAGAGCUUUCCGUUUCUGGGGAUCGAUAAGAGGAAUUGGUGACUAGAGAGAUGAGACGAACUUGCCCCCAAUCGAAUGUAAACAGUGUUCGGCUGUUGACGCAAGCUCUAGAGAUGACCUCUUUGACGAAUACCCAAAAUCUGCGCCUCUGGUUCGAACAGACUAGGAUUGGGAAGCGGCGUGAAGUGCGACCAGAGCAUAAGCAUCUAAAU
Messenger RNA from Toxoplasma gondii ME49, 3991 nucleotides. RefSeq lists its product as hypothetical. The transcript has a single exon. The coding region runs from base 369 to 3551 and encodes 1060 amino acids. Lineage: Eukaryota; Apicomplexa; Conoidasida; Eucoccidiorida; Sarcocystidae. The record is from RefSeq and is a predicted model, not a curated record.